Messenger RNA from Cuscuta epithymum, 1359 nucleotides. Lineage: Eukaryota; Viridiplantae; Streptophyta; Magnoliopsida; Solanales; Convolvulaceae. The record is from the annotation of a GenBank genome assembly.
CCGACACGCCCGAACCCGACCCGUGCACAGCCCUAGCCCGAACGGAGUAAAAGUGUAAAACUGUAAAAGCCGAAAAUCCCAUAUUGAGCUGCUGUUGGUGUAAUUGUUUCUCCUAUCGAUAUACAAAAAAACUGGGGGGAAGUUGAUCGGAAAAUUCGCCGAGAAAAAUGGUGUCGGCGAACAGAGAAAUGGCGGUGUACUGCUUCGAUACCUUGGUGGCUCACUACAAUCGCGAAAAACCUCCCCCUCCUGCCUUCGAUGACGGUGAUCAUCCAUUAUUUGUGACAUGGAAGAAAGUGGAGAAUGGUGGUGAACCUAGUCUGCGUGGUUGCAUUGGUACUUUGAAACCAUACAACCUAAUUGAAGGCUUUAAGAAUUUUUCUCUAGCAAGUGCUCUUGAGGACCGCCGUUUCGGCCCAAUACAGGCUAAAGAAUUGCCUACACUUGAAUGUACAGUGUCCGUUCUUGCUAAUUAUGAAACUGGACGUGAUUAUCUUGACUGGGAGGUUGGUAAGCAUGGAAUAACUAUUGAAUUUACUGACCUUAAUAAUACAAAGAGAAGCGCCACAUACCUGCCAGAAGUAGCUGCACAUGAAGGCUGGACACAAGGUCAAACAGUUAUCUCACUCAUGCGAAAGGCAGGUUACAAUGGCCCGAUAACCGAUUCAAUUUUGGACGACAUCCAGCUAACUCGCUACCAAAGCACAAUCUUCACAUUGACUUACAGUGAUUAUGUGGACUAUGUGAAGACCACCAGAAGUGCCACUCCCAGUAUUAAGUAAUGGUGUGAUGUACACAAGCUUAAAGACUGCUUAGCAGUUUUGCCCGCCAAUUAGCUGCCAUGGUACAAAACUCAUCACCAUGGUUUGUAAUAAAAUGAUAGAAAUUCUGUGUUCAAAUUUUUUUAUGUCCUUGUGUGUGUUUCUAAUAUUAUACGAUAGUAUUAACUUAACGUGCAUUUUAGGCCCUGUGUUUACUGUUUACAGAUUUUAGGGUCUAAAACUUUAGGGAGGUAUUAAGAACAUUUUUAAUGCUACAAUGUGCAUGAUAAACACGUGACAUGAUAGACUGUUAUAUUUUCAAUGUUGUAUUGCCCGGAUUGCAUUUGUCGACCAACUAUUGUGCAAAAGAGCUAAACUGCGAUGGCCAGGGUGAGGCACCAGACUGCAAAGAUACAUUUAAAAUCCACAUUCUACCUUGUAAAACUUAUGAUUGAAAGAUGCAUCUUAAACCACGUACUACACAUUUUACAUCCAUGAUCCAUGUCAAGUGCCAUACUUGCAAAACUUUGAAGGGUUAGUAGUUACGGAGUAUAAGUUUGCUACUUAAGUAUUCAUUCUUUAAUUUUGCUACUCUGCG